AUGGCACCUGAGGUCGUCCGUCAGGAAGUCUACGGCCAGGCCGCGGACAUUUGGGGCUUCGGUGCCUUGGCGUUCGAGCUGCUAGAGCUGCGCUCGCCUUAUGGUGACGACAUUACGUUUCCAGAGCUUGAGGCGGCCCUGACGGUGGGACUGCCGCCGUCGUUGAGCGAUGGCGAGCUCGUGGAGGCUCGAUGCCCAGGCAUUCAGGCUGUCAUGGAUGCCUGCUUUGCUCUGGACCCGGCUAAACGGCCGACUGCUCAGGAACUCUUGGCUCGCAUCAAAGGGUGCUAUGCACCCGCUUCAGCCUUGGAGACUGAGCUGCCAGGACAGGUUCGCGAUGUGCAGUAA
Molecule: messenger RNA, 348 nt
Organism: Prorocentrum cordatum
Lineage: Eukaryota; Dinophyceae; Prorocentrales; Prorocentraceae
Source: the annotation of a GenBank genome assembly